This is a messenger RNA of Perca flavescens (yellow perch), 2047 nucleotides long. It is a transcript of the gene slc49a4, whose product is annotated as solute carrier family 49 member 4. Lineage: Eukaryota; Metazoa; Chordata; Actinopteri; Perciformes; Percidae. The record is from RefSeq and is a predicted model, not a curated record. The transcript has 9 exons. Gene Ontology annotation, cellular component: intracellular membrane-bounded organelle; membrane. Gene Ontology annotation, molecular function: transmembrane transporter activity. Gene Ontology annotation, biological process: transmembrane transport. The coding region runs from base 256 to 1650 and encodes 464 amino acids.
UUCGGCUCCGUUGUCAUUGCGACCGCCCCACUCAAGCUUAUGCACCAGACAAGCCAAAAUGGCAGUCCGACAACCACAGUGUCACUACCCAAACUAUUUCCGUUUGGGCAUGCGCAGUAAAGUUAAGUGACAGCAACAGAAGCUAUCGGCUGGAUUUGUUUUUGGUCGACAGAACCCCCGCGAGACGUCCAUUUCCCGUUGUUAUACAGUCCUUAAACCCGGAAUUUGAACAGAACUGACAAACCGAUAGCUACUAUGGGUGCCGGUUCGAGCACAGAGGCCGAAAGGGAGCCGCUGCUCGUCCCUUCACAUGCGGAGACAAACAGUCCGCCAGUAAACAGCAGAGUGUACGGGAGAAGAUGGCUGGUUCUGACCCUGUUUUCCCUGCUAGGACUCAUGCAAGGGAUGGUGUGGAACUUCUGGGGUCCCAUCCAGAACUCGGCCGUUCACGCGUACGGCUUCACCAAGUCUGACAUCGCAGUUCUGGUGCUGUGGGGCCCGGUGGGUUUCGUCCCCUGGCUGUUGUUUAUGUGGUUAAUGGAUAAAAAAGGUUUGCGGGCGUCCCUCCUCCUCUCUGCGUUCUUCAUGCUGUUAGGAGCAGCUUUAAGGAGCAUCCCUCUGACAGACCAGCAUUUUAGAAAAUGGUUGAUACACGUAGGUCAGUUUCUGAACGGUUUAGCCGGCCCAACCAUAAUGAGCGCCGGCCCCUUCCUCUCCACCACAUGGUUCGCCCCUGACCAGAGAGCCACCGCAACUGCCGUGGCCUCACUCUUCUCCUACCUGGGAAGUGCUGCUUCGUUUAUAAUCGGACCUCUGGUUGUGCCAGCCCCCAACAACACCCAGACAGCAGCCACGAUGGUAGCAGCAGUUUCCGACAGCUCCAUCCGGGACAGAAUCCAGCUGGUUAUGUAUGCAGAGUUGGCUGCAAUUGCUGUGCUUUUUGCGGCUGUCCUGCUGUAUUUCCCGUCACGGCCACCGAUGCCUCCCAGUGUGGCCGCUGCAAGCCAGAGACUCAGUUACAGGAGCAGCAUCUGCAGACUUCUUAGUAACCUGCGGUUCCUGAUGAUUGCACUGGCCUAUGCAGUCCCCACAGGAGUGAUUGCUGGCUGGGCAGGAGUUCUCGACAUGGUACUUACACCAGCCAAAGUCAGCCAGGUGGACGCAGGCUGGAUUGGUUUCUGGUCGAUUGUUGGUGGAUGUGUGUUUGGAGUGGCAAUGGCCAGGUUUGCAGACUCCAUUCGGGGGAUGCUGAAGCUGAUCCUGGUGCUGAUGCUGGCAGGAGCCUCACUGUCCUCUACCUGGUUCACACUAACCUGUCUGAGCACGUUCACUCACCUCCCCUCCACUGCAGCCAUUCUGUACACUUCCUGCAUCCUGGUGGGCAUUUUCAUUAACAGCAGCGUGCCAAUAUUCUUCGAACUCUUCAUCGAGACCGUGUACCCGGUCCCUGAAGGCAUCACCUGUGGAGUGGUCACUUUCCUGGGGAACCUGGUCACCGGUCUCCUCCUCUUCUUUCUCACUUUUUACUGUACAGAUCUAUCGUGGUUAAACUGGUGUCUAACCGGCUCCUGUUUCUUCAGCCUCGUCCUCAUCCUCUUCUUCAGGGAGUCUUAUGACCGCCUCUACCUGGACGUCUUUGUCUCUGUUUGACAUUGCUGAGGACAACAAAUCCCCACAACAACUUAUCAAUAAAGAACUGAAUAAUUAUUCUUGCACAAAGAAGAGGAGAAAAAAGGAGACAAAGGGAAAGUGGAAAGCCCACACUCUUUUAUAACUUAAGAUUUUAGGAUGUAAAUGUAUAUAUUGGUUAACAGUGGUGAUGGAUUGCUGUUGUAUGGCUGCAGACGAGAACCACGAAGUGAUUCUACACCAAUGUUUACUCUUUAUAUGUGAUCGACUCAAUGCCAUAUAACUGUUUAACACAUCAUUAACUGUUUUUAUUUGUCAGUGUAUUUGUUUGUAUGUGAACGGUUUAAUUUUCCUAACCAGGCACAGCAUGACGGACUGUUAGUAGUUGUUUACAGAUAAUGUACAAUUUCAAGUUGUC